ACGCCCCGUCAACAUUACUCCAACAUUCCCCCAGAAGAGGCACCCGUGCAACAGCAGCCUCAGAAACAAUUACCUCAGCUUCAGAACCAGCCCAGGCCGCCCAGGAAUAAUACCCGCAAUAGUAAAUCUGCAGAGGCGGAAUGUCUGGAGAUCCCGUGUCUCAAUGAGCUAGGGCUCUAUGCUCUGCCUACGGAAGGUGAUGGUAAUUCUUUCCUUCCCCGCAUCCCCAUCUGCCAUUGACUUGCUUGGCUCAACGCCUGCUCUUCCAAUGGCAAGCGGGUGGACUGGCCCUUUUCUGACAUUUCUGCUCGUAGGCAAUUGCCUCUAUUACGCCUUCUCCGAUCAACUUUACGGAGACUUUACCCAUGCCGACGAAAUCCGUGUUCGUCUUGCAGAUCAUAUUGCCGCCAACCGAGACUAUUUUAUGAGCUUCAUAGCCGCUGUCGGUGGGGAGCGUCGAGCUCCCAGGCGAGCCGCCGCGUCGGCCGCCAAGUAUUCUUCCUGUUCUUCGUCUUCAGCUAGUCCUGCACCCCCGUCAAUCAAGGACAAAGAGCGAAGCUUCGAUUCCAAGGUAUCAGAAAGUCGGAGACGGGGGGUUUGGGGAGGAGCAGAGGAAAUUCAGGCAUUCUGCCAGUCGUUCAAAAGAGACGUCAAUGUUUACACCAUGUAUGGCAUCCAGAAUUUUCGGGAUGUCCAUGCUCCCAUGAAUGAAGAAAGAGAACUCGUACAUAUUGCAUUUCAUGACUUUCAUCACUAUUCCUCAGUACGCUAUAGAAAUGGACCCCGAACGGGUCUGCCGUGUAUUCCAAAAGAGAGCCAGAUGAGAGAGGAGGCUCGAAAGAAUCCUAUUCCUACUGUGGUAGACAUGGCCACUCCAUGGAAAAUUUCAGCUAUCCAGGAGGGCUUAGGAGGCAAGUACGACCGUGACGCAAUUGUCGAAAUGCUCCAACAAUGUCGUGGCAACAUCGACCGGGCUUUCACCAACCUCCUUGGUGAAAAUGAAAACACCGUUCCGCCUCCAGGAGAGUCUGCCGCGUCUAGAGCAAUUAUGAAAUCACACAUUCAGCCGUCUUCGCGUUCCUCGUCUCCUUUCAGCACCGGUAGCAAGCGCUCAGCGGAUGACAGUGACAGCGAGGAAAAUCCUCGACCAGUUCUCCGACGCACCCGGGCUCGGGAGCAAAAGAGACGGAUCCUGCCAGAUGUCACGGUCGGGAUUUCCUUCAAAGACGAUCAAAAUGACCUGGUUUCUCUAAGGCUACGAGUCAGCCCAGAGACCGUGGCAGAGAAAGCGACGGCUCAUCACACUCCCGAGCAAGCAAGCAAUCCAGCUAUUCAUACGGGCCAGGGAAAUGCGGACUCCAAGGCCGAACCAAAACCAAAAGCCAAAUCGGAACCUGCUUCUGUCGAGGCCUCUAGCCAGCAGAGCGAGUCCAAUGGCGAGCAAAAACCACGACGAAGCCGACGUAUUACUCGGAGUCGCACUGCGUCUAGAGUUGUUUGAGAACCCUCGAUAUCUCUUUAGACAUCUUAUCUUACAUUUUAUCAUCGCAACGGGUUAGACCAUACAUACGAUACGUU
Messenger RNA from Aspergillus wentii DTO 134E9, 1578 nucleotides. RefSeq names its product OTU domain-containing protein. Gene Ontology annotation, molecular function: cysteine-type deubiquitinase activity. The coding region runs from base 179 to 1501 and encodes 440 amino acids. The record is from RefSeq and is a predicted model, not a curated record. NCBI's taxonomy places the organism in Eukaryota, Fungi, Ascomycota, Eurotiomycetes, Eurotiales, Aspergillaceae. Gene Ontology annotation, biological process: protein deubiquitination. The transcript is spliced from 2 exons.